CUCCGGCCUGCAAACGAGGUCAAUGCAGCCUCCCUCUUCUAUUCGGGUCUUGCGUGGUGUCUCUACUAUGCCUUGCGCAGCUACAGAAGAAGAGAACGAAUGUGAGGAAAUGCAUAUAAACAGACAUAAACGAUCCCUAGUCAUCAGCAUCAGCAAUGUGGGGAAGGAAAACAAUUGGAUUCCCAUAUCCUAUCUUCUCUGUUGGCCGCUGACAACGACUCCCCAAAAUGGCGAAUUCCAACACCGGCACCAAAGCCAUUUCUGCAUGUUUGGACAAAACCAAAAGGGUGGGCCGCGACGUCAUCUUCAAGCUUGUAGGCUGGUUUGUAUGGUUAUUCGGAGACCGGUCAAUAUCGAAAACGCGGUACAGACUCUUGUGCUGCAACGAUGAUGCUAAAACCGAGGCUUUCAGAAAGACACUCUUGAAUGACAACCGAUUGCUUGCGACAAGCGGCUCUAUGAUGACAGCUUCUAGCGUCGCACUACUUUCGCACGCGAGUGCCAGCCAAACGCACCCGGCUACGCACUGUUUUCUUUUAUUCGGCGUCGUGUUCUCCAUGAUUGCCGUUCAGCAUGCUUUGAACCAGUCGAGGGUCUUAUCUUUGCUCGUGAAACCAUCGGAUCUGAGAGCUUGGUUGAGAGCGGGAACGCUCCGCGGCGACCGGAACAAUACCGAGACCAACACCAACAACAGCUCAACCACCGAAAGCCGAGGCCAAGGCCUGAGUGGCCAACCAAGCUCCCAGCAAUCCCUUGACCGGGCGGAGGCUGGAGGAACCCAAGGCUCAGAUGGUAAAGAGGAGAGCGGUGCUUCGGCGACGUCGAUCCCGGGCGCAUUAUCAUCUUUCGCGUUCCACUCGGUCAUGGUGGGCUGCGUUGUGCACCUAGGGACGGUUCGCAGUCCAGACGAUAAAACAUCGCCACCUCUGCGCAACAGGCCACAGUUUAUCGCCUUCAUAAUCGCCCUAGGGAUUGGCUACUUGCUACACAAAUGCUAUAGCGUUGGCCUUCCCACCGAAUACACCAACCCUCGCGUGGGUCGUCAUCGCAUCAAGCCCACGAUGUUCACGGCGGAGGCGGAGAGGUCGAACGCCUCGCAAGCAAUCACUCGCAGAGGGUCGAGGUUGAACAUGUUCGGUCACCCGAUUCUCGCGCGGAAAGAUGAAUGA
Messenger RNA from Aspergillus aculeatinus CBS 121060, 1169 nucleotides. RefSeq lists its product as uncharacterized. The transcript has 3 exons. Bases 228 to 1169 code for a protein of 313 amino acids. NCBI's taxonomy places the organism in Eukaryota, Fungi, Ascomycota, Eurotiomycetes, Eurotiales, Aspergillaceae. The record is from RefSeq and is a predicted model, not a curated record.